Macrosiphum euphorbiae (potato aphid) is the source of this 948-nucleotide messenger RNA. Lineage: Eukaryota; Metazoa; Arthropoda; Insecta; Hemiptera; Aphididae. The record is from the annotation of a GenBank genome assembly.
AUGGCGGUGAGGGAAGGAGGUAAUGUCUCAAUGCAAUGUGCCGCGUCUGGAUUUCCCACUCCCAGUAUCACUUGGAGAAAGGAAGGUGGCCUUUCGAUCUCCUUAAGCCCCAACACAGAUGUGUCCGCGGUGAACGGGCCAUGGUUAAACGUAUCAAAAGUUAACCGUUUACACAUGGGCGCAUAUUUGUGCAUAGCUUCCAACGGAAUUCCACCUUCAGUUAGCAAACGCAUCAUGCUAGUCAUACAAUUCCCUCCCAUGAUAUGGAUACAAAAUCAGCUCGUCGGUGCACAAGAAGGUCAAUCGGUCACUUUGGAAUGUACGUCCGAAGCGUAUCCCAAAUCAAUCGAUUACUGGACAAAAGAUAAAACGACUAUCAUAUCAAACGGCACCAAAUACCACACAGAUCUGAAGGAUAACGCGUACAAAACGCACAUGAAGCUGACGAUAAUAUCGGUAACGUUGUCCGAUUACGGCACGUACCAGUGUGUUUCGAAAAAUUCGUUGGGCGAAACAGACGGCACUAUUAAGCUUUACGCCGUGCCUAAGCCGACGACGACGACAACAACCACCACCACAACCACCACUACGAGCACUACGAGCACUACUACCACGACCACAGUGCCCACUUCGGUGUCCGGUCGCUGGUGGACGACUGAGAUGCCUAAAAAAUCUUCUAAAUUCGGAGGAAAGGCGCCCGCCAACGAAGUGGACCGUAGACCGUCCAAGAAGACCGGAAAAUACCAAGACGCCGCCGAUGUCAAGAACGACGAUGAGGACCAACAGCAGAGCUCGCGGGCAGCAGCCGCCGCCGCCGCCGCCGGCGACAACAAUGGGCGGCCGGCUUUGAGCAAAAAGCAUAAAAACGGAUCUACCAGCGUCCAUCCUGCGCUUGGUGUGACGGCCGCAGUUUGGAUAAUAAUAACACAAAGGAUCUUUUCGUUAUGA